AUGAGCAACCCAGAAGGAGCAGCGAAAUGGGCAGCUGCAUUCAUCCAAGAUUCCUGGAAGGAUGUUAUGAUCGGCGAGGCGACAGAGGCCGCGAUGAAGGAGACACUUCUAAAGUACACCACUGCUUCUGUACGCUGGACCGUCGACGGGGAGCUGCUGGCGGUGGAUAAGCUGGCCAAAUAUUGCGCACAGCUUCGUGGUCGAAUGCAAUCUGUCAAAGUCGAGGUCCAUGAUCUGAUCACGGAGAAGCAGGACGGCUACACGAAACUCGCGAAUCGACAUAUCUGCUACUUUUUGCGGACGGAUGGGAGCACUGUCAGUAACGAGUGUUUCCAAAUUAUGAAAAUCGAUAAUGAUGGCUUAAUUACCGAAGCUGUGGAGGUUGCAAGAAACUUUGAUGAUAGCAGAGAUGGAGACGGAGAAAACAGCCAAGGCUAG
Zasmidium cellare ATCC 36951 is the source of this 438-nucleotide messenger RNA. RefSeq lists its product as uncharacterized. The record is from RefSeq and is a predicted model, not a curated record. NCBI's taxonomy places the organism in Eukaryota, Fungi, Ascomycota, Dothideomycetes, Mycosphaerellales, Mycosphaerellaceae. The coding region runs from base 1 to 438 and encodes 145 amino acids. The transcript has a single exon.